UUUAUAAAGAACGCGAAAGGGAAAACAACCUAAACAAGUGAAUUUUUGUCAAAAUAUUCGAAUUCUUUCGGAAAUACAUUGUUAUUUAUAUGUUUAGGCUUUGUUUUGGCAAAAUUUGUGUUUGGCUAUGAAUGCACCAAUGAUUUGGGUGAUGGGUGGUCCGGGCAGCGGCAAAGGAACUCAGUCCCAGAAAAUUGAAAGAAAGUAUGGGUAUAAGCAUAUUGAUCCCAUUGCCUUAAUGGAACAGGAGAUCUCAUCGAAGACGGCUAUUGGCCUAAAGUUGGAGGAAUUCCAAUUAAAAGGAGAACCCGUACCCUUACAGGAACUGGUGCCACUGAUAGAGCACCAAUUGAUGACUCAUCGUGGUGGACUCAAGGGAUUCGUCAUUGAUGGGUACCCUGCCGAUUUGGAGGAGGCUGAAAUAUUAGAGGAUGGUUUCGGCUCGCCCGCUAUGAUCAUCGCCCUGGAGUUGGCCGAGGAAGCCGGAAGUCAACGAAGUUCUCUGGCAUCCGGUGGCGUCCAAGCACGACCCAGUUUAUCUAUGUAUAUAGACUCGUCCAAAGCGGUGAUGGAAAGAUAUGCACAUGUGACUCUGAAAGUCGAUGCCGACCAACAGCCCGAUAGUGUCUUUGAGGAAAUCCAGCUCAAUAUGGAUACGUUCGUCAAACCGCAUGGCCGAUUGCAUGUAUAACACGUCGAUAGGAAAGGAAACUAAAACUUGCAAUUGGAAAGGAUUGAGUUUUCAACUUGGUGAUAGAAAAUCUGGAUUGUACUACCGACUUGACCUUCAUUAUCUUGUUAUAUACGGAAUUAUGAAAAUACCUAGGAUUCUAUGGCCAGGAGUUCGCAUCGCUGCCACCUUCGAUAUUAUACUCAAAAUUUGAAUUGAAAAAGUUCGGGUUAUAUGUGGAACGGGCCAAAACAAAAGCACUGGUUGCCGGAAAGCUUUGCGGCAAAGCUCAUGUCUACGCGCAG
Messenger RNA from Drosophila biarmipes, 975 nucleotides. Its product is annotated as adenylate kinase isoenzyme 1-like. The coding region runs from base 128 to 691 and encodes 187 amino acids. The transcript is spliced from 5 exons. Gene Ontology annotation, molecular function: AMP kinase activity; ATP binding. NCBI's taxonomy places the organism in Eukaryota, Metazoa, Arthropoda, Insecta, Diptera, Drosophilidae. Gene Ontology annotation, biological process: nucleobase-containing compound metabolic process. The record is from RefSeq and is a predicted model, not a curated record. Gene Ontology annotation, cellular component: cytoplasm.